AUGGCGAGUCCCGUUGGGGCUGCUUACUUGGACUCGUUGUUCGGGUUGGAGGUGCCUGGACGUGGACAGAUGGGGGAGGAAGAGCUCGUGACGCUCGUGUCGGAGGUUAUCAGCGCCGGGACGGACACGAGCGCCACCGCGGUGGAGUGGGCGCUGUUUCAUUUGGUGGUGGAUCAAGAGAUUCAGGAGAGGUUGUACAAAGAGAUUGUGGACUGUGUGGGGAAGGACGAGGUGAUUACGGAGAGUCACGUUGAGAGGAUGCCUUACCUGAGCGCCGUGGUGAAGGAGACCUUCCGGCGUCACCCGUCGAGCCACUUCGUGCUGUCCCACGCUGCGACGGAGGAUACUAAGCUGGGAGGGUAUACGGUCCCGAAGAACGCGAGUGUGGAGUUUUACACGGCCUGGUUGACUGAGGAUUCGAAUAUGUGGGAGGAUCCGAAUGAGUUCCGACCCGAAAGGUUUUUGAGCGGGGAUGGGGUUGACGUGGACGUGACCGGAACGAAAGGUGUGAGGAUGAUGCCCUUCGGUAUAGGGAGGAGGAUUUGUCCAGCGUGGAGUUUAGGCAUGGUGCAUAUAAACUUGUUAUUGGCUAAGAUGGUGCAGGCUUUCCACUAG
Molecule: messenger RNA, 615 nt
Organism: Vigna angularis (adzuki bean)
Lineage: Eukaryota; Viridiplantae; Streptophyta; Magnoliopsida; Fabales; Fabaceae
Product: cytochrome P450 77A3
Exons: 1
Coding region: 1-615 (204 amino acids)
Cellular component (GO): membrane
Molecular function (GO): oxidoreductase activity, acting on paired donors, with incorporation or reduction of molecular oxygen, NAD(P)H as one donor, and incorporation of one atom of oxygen; heme binding; iron ion binding
Source: RefSeq, a predicted model, not a curated record